Molecule: messenger RNA, 1086 nt
Organism: Lottia gigantea (owl limpet)
Lineage: Eukaryota; Metazoa; Mollusca; Gastropoda; Lottiidae
Exons: 4
Coding region: 1-1086 (361 amino acids)
Source: RefSeq, a predicted model, not a curated record
AUGUCGCGGAAAAAAACUCUUUUCAUCUACAGUAGACUUGAAAAUAUAUUUGAAGAUGUCUGUGAUUCUAACAAUUCUACUAAAACUAAGUGUUUUAUAACGUCACCGCAACAAAGGUUUAGUGAAGCUUACAAUCAUCAGGAAGACAAAAGAAGUCUAGAUCGUCUUGGAAGUGGUUUAGUCAAAAAAUCAGACUCUAUAGAAGAUGGUUUCAAUAAACGUGGUUUAGAUGUUUUAGGAUCCGGUUUAGUGAAAAAACCCAUUGAUCAACUUGGGUAUGGACUGAUCAAGAAGCGACCAAUUGAUUCUUUGGGAUAUGGUUUAAUAAAGCGACCGGUUGAUUCUUUGGGAUAUGGUUUAAUCAAAAAGCGACCAAUUGAUUCUUUGGGAUAUGGUUUAAUAAAGCGACCGGUUGAUUCUUUGGGAUAUGGUUUAAUCAAAAAGCGACCAAUUGAUUCUUUGGGAUAUGGUUUAAUCAAAAAACGACAAAUGGACCAAUUGGGUUAUGGUUUGAUAAAGCGACCGGUUGAUGAAUUAGGAUUUGGUUUGAUCAAACGACCGGUUGAUGAGCUUGGUUAUGGUUUAAUAAAGAAAAGACCAGUGGAUAGCUUAGGUAUGGGCUUAAUUAAGAAAAGCGACGAGCUUACGGAUGCCGAUGAGCUUGGCUUGUACAACGAAAAACGUAGCAUGGAUCAUAUAGGCUAUGGUCUAAUAAAGAAAGACACCGGCGACAAGAGGUCCUUAGACACCGUUGGCAUGGGACUGGUCAAAAAGUCCAACAUGUUAGGUAUGGCACGACGACGUAUUAUGAAUCUUAGGUACCCGAACAAAGUUUUCCAUAAGAGACCGAUAGAUUCACUUGGUAUGGGUUUAAUCAAGAGAGAUGGUGGUGACAAUGUCAUGAAGAGACCGGUUGAUCCUUUAGGAAUGGGCUUAAUGAAACGUUUCCAACCUAAUAAGAACCGUCUAUUCCACAAGCGACCCAUUGAUGCGCUUGGUAUGGGUUUAAUUAAACGUAAUGAUGCUUUGAAUAAACGACCUGUAGAUUCACUAGGUAUGGGACUUAUCAAACGAAGUGCAGAAUAA